Clonostachys rhizophaga is the source of this 1248-nucleotide messenger RNA. The record is from the annotation of a GenBank genome assembly. NCBI's taxonomy places the organism in Eukaryota, Fungi, Ascomycota, Sordariomycetes, Hypocreales, Bionectriaceae.
AUGGAUCUAGAUAUAUCCAUAGGUCCUCCUCGAGAGGCUCUCGACGUGCCGUCCGCUGAUGACGGAAACCAAGCAGAUCGACUUCAUACCUUAGGCCUUAGGUACCGAGAUCGAUAUCUGCAAGACAGAGCGGAAGAAGACCUAGAACAAGCCAUUCAGUAUUUACAGAAGGCUGUCGAUCUGUCGCCAGAAGAUGGUUCAGAAUCAGCAGCUUGGCUUUAUGAUCUUGGAGUGGCAUAUCAAAGCCUAUUCCGGCGACAUGAGAUUGCUAUUCGGCAUCUUCAAGAUGCUGUCGAUCGGACACCUGAAGGCCACCCACAGAGAGCGAAGCGACUAGAGCGCCUUGGGGGUGCUUAUCGGGAACGAUAUAUACGAAAAGGAGAUACUGCAGAUAUAGAUGCUGGGCUCCAAUAUUCUCAAGAAGCCGUGCAUCUGACAUCACAGACUGAAGCCAUGUCGGACUAUGUUCUUCGGCUUGAAGCUCUUGGUAUGGCACAUGAGGACCGGUAUAGAGCAAGAGCCGACUGGACAGAUAUAGAGACAUCCCUCUGGUAUUUCCAAGAACUUCAACGUUUGACACCACAUAACGAUCCACGUUGGCCAUGGCGACUGGACUGUGUUGGGAGGGUAUACUUAACAUUGUACCAGGUCAAAGGGAAUGAAGUAGAUUUGCACACGGCUAUCCGAAACAUUCAAGAAGGUAUAAAUCUAAUAUCUGAAGAUGACCCAAACUGGUCAAGUCAGCUUGAAGGUCUUUCCAUGGCACUUUUGUGCCGAUUUGCCUUGACAGGGGAUGAUAUGGACCUUGAUAAUGCUAUAAAAUAUGCUCAAAAGGCCCUCGAUACUACACCACAAAGACUUUCAGAGCGAGUCAGCAAACUUUCCGUCCUUGGGUUGUGCCACGAAGAGCGAUUUCUUCGAAAGAAUAUGGCCUCAGAUCUGGACACUGCUAUCAAAAUUCACCAGGAAGCUCUCAGUCUUACCCCAAAAGACCAUCGGGCUCGGGCCGAGAAACUAUUUCUCGUCGGCGGGGGACACUGGGAUCGGUGUUGUCGAGAUAAUAAUCAAGCCUACAUGGACACGGCUAUUCGGUAUAUGCAAGAAGCUCUCGAUCUGACGCCCAAAAAUCACAUGAUGCGGGCAGAACGGCUCCAUGCCCUUGCAAGAAUCUAUCAAGAGCAGACAAAUUUAGAAGCCGCCAUACCUAAAUUUCAAGAAGCCCUUGAAUGCACAGCCAAGGAUGACUAA